UAUUCCUAGCAGAGCUGUUCGAUUCUCCUUUACUCAACGGGUGCCGCAACGGAAUUGUUAAGAUGCGGUCAGAAAACAGAAGGGUUCGCGCCUUUGUUGCGGUUGCGGCGCUGUUCAGUCUCACGAUCUACCUCUAUGGAGCUCCGCUCUCCUUACCCCUCCAGCAGGGCGCACUGAUUUCUCCAGUCUCAAAGUCGACCGAGAAAUUCGCAUAUGCAACAUUCCUACGUUCUUCAGAUUUGUCGGGCUCCGGUAACUUGACUGAUGAAGGAUCAUUGCAGAGUGUUCUUGAAGAUAUCAACUUUAAGUCGACGCGACUGUUAAACUACCAGAUCCGGCAUGCGGAUCGGACGAGGACAAGGCUAGAGGAUGUGCCGUUCUUAGUACUUGUCCAGUCCGAUGCCCCCCAGGCUCAAGUAGUCAAACUUGAGGCUGAGGGUGCAACUAUCGUAGUCGUGGAACCUAUCGAACUUCCGGCUGGACCUCACGAUGAGCUUCUGAGCGACUCGCCCUAUAGAGAGUUGCUGACCAAACUUCGAAUCUGGCAGCAAGUAGAUUAUGAUAAAAUCUUAUACUUGGAUUCGGAUGCCUUCCUACUACAGGACCUGGAUUCUAUCUUCUUAGAUUCAAGCCUAAGCACGAUGUCGAAGACCAGGACCACCAGCCAAACAGACUCUGCGGAGGUCAUGCCGCCCGAGACGUACUUAAUGGCCGCCUCUUCUGAUACCCGAGGCCGCCAAAGCGGGUGGAAAGAGCAGGAACAACAUGAUCAUCUCUGCGCAUGUUUUAUGCUCUUAUCGCCGUCGCUCGCGCUGUUCGACUACUACCUGUCCAUGCUUGCAACGCUAGAUGCUCCACUGGACUCUGCGCACCCCGAACAGGAUCUAUUGCGCCAUGUUCAUGAGCGACAUGGCUCUAUGCCAUGGAAAGAAAUAUCCGUGCAAUGGAGCACCGGUGACAGCGAGGACGACGGAAGUCGGUUCAAAGGUGCACAGAGCGUGCAUAUUGAAAGUACGACUGGAGAAAAUGCUGUCGAUGGUUCGUGGAAGACAUUGGUUGAAGAGAUGGAGAUUUUCUAUGUCAUCUAGAGGAAAGUGAUACAAUUAAUUAAUGAC
Molecule: messenger RNA, 1115 nt
Organism: Aaosphaeria arxii CBS 175.79
Lineage: Eukaryota; Fungi; Ascomycota; Dothideomycetes; Pleosporales
Product: glycosyltransferase family 8 protein
Exons: 1
Coding region: 63-1088 (341 amino acids)
Biological process (GO): protein N-linked glycosylation
Molecular function (GO): glycosyltransferase activity
Source: RefSeq, a predicted model, not a curated record